This is a messenger RNA of Canis lupus familiaris (dog), 483 nucleotides long. Its product is annotated as 60S ribosomal protein L21-like. Gene Ontology annotation, molecular function: structural constituent of ribosome. Lineage: Eukaryota; Metazoa; Chordata; Mammalia; Carnivora; Canidae. Gene Ontology annotation, cellular component: ribosome; cytosolic large ribosomal subunit. The coding region runs from base 40 to 483 and encodes 147 amino acids. The record is from RefSeq and is a predicted model, not a curated record. The transcript has a single exon. Gene Ontology annotation, biological process: translation.
CUUUUGGCCGGAACCGCCAUCUUCCAGUAAUUCGCCAAAAUGACCAACACAAAGGGAAAGAGGAGAGGUACCCACUAUAUGUUCUCUAGGCCUUUUAGAAAACAUGGAGUUGUUCCUUUGGCCACAUACAUGCGAAUCUAUAAGAAAGGUGAUAUUGUGGACAUCAAGGGAAUGGGCACUGUUCAAAAAGGAAUGCCCCACAAAUGUUACCAUGGGGGAAGGGUCUACAAUGUUACUCAGCAUGCUGUUGGCAUUGUUGUAAACAAACAAGUUAAGGGCAAGAUUCUUGCCAAGAGAAUUAAUGUCCGCAUUGAGCAUAUUAAACACUCAAAGAGCCGAGAUAGCUUCCUGAAGUGUGUGAAGGAAAACUCAACUCAACUCAAGCGCCAGCCUGCCCCACCCAGAGAAGCACACUUUGUAAGAACCAAUGGAAAGGAGCCUGAACUGUUGGAACCCAUUCCCUAUGAAUUCAUGGCAUGGUAA